UCAGGGAGGUUAAACUGUACAGUUCGUCUUAAACACAUGAUGAUAAGCUUGAUUUGAUCAACUCUUGCAAAUAGGAAGAAACAGGAAUUUUGCUUUUCAAAUGCUUGAUGGUAGAUAAAAAUUACUGUAGACUUGCUCAAGAGAGUGAUGUUGAAUGUUUAGUUGAACAGAAAAGGAUAUUAAAACAUGGAUGAUGAAGAUGUAAAACAGUAUCUGGAUCAGGUAGAGAGGAUCGCUCAAUGCCCAGUGUGUCUGGAGUUGGUCAGAGCGCCAGUCGUCUUGUGUGUCAACGGACACGUAACUUGCGGCCAGUGUAGGAACAAUGCUGCCAACUGCCAUGUGUGUCGUCAACCGUUCAGUAAUGUCUCUCCCAGGGUCUUGGAGGAGCUGCUGUCAGCGUUGCCACAGCUCUGUCCUAAUGAAAGGUGUGGGGUUGUUACCUUCUUGGAUAAUCACUCCAAGUAUUGUGUUUACAGACAGAUAAAGUGUAGAGUUGCCAAUUGUCAAUGGUCUGGAGCCGUCAUCGAGUGGUUUGAACACAUCAACAACAUCCAUACCUCUCAAACAUCUAAUCUAUAAAAGAGUACAAACUAAAUGUGGUCAUUACAUACUUGUCAAUCACCAGUUUCCUAGGCAAUUGGAAAUGUGUUUAUUACAAUCAUGUAGUUGAAGACCAACAUUUUAUUAUGAAAUGUUGGAAGAAAGGAAACGAUCUCUAUCACAGCUUCAGACAUGUUAUGUGUGAGAGAUCUAGUGUUGAGUACAGAGUUAUAGUUGAGUACAAGCGUGGUCAGCAAACUGUGUAUAGAACUUUGAUUGAAGUCCAACCAUAUGAGGAUGAUGAGUCCAUGGAGACCAAUGCAGCUGUUUUUCUUAUUGAUGAAUUGAAGGAACUGGUUAAUGAGGAUGGCCAUUUGCCAAUCUUUAUUACAGUAAAAACUCUUUCUUCUAAGGGAGAGUAAAAUAACUGUGUGAAACUUGCUGUUGCAUGUUUGUUUGACAAAUAACAUAAUACAAGUGAUGCAUGUAUUUUUGUUAAUCAGAGGUAUAGUAUAUUAUUUUCUUGUUUAGUAUUCAAUGAAAACCUCUUUGG
This is a messenger RNA of Macrosteles quadrilineatus (aster leafhopper), 1093 nucleotides long. RefSeq names its product E3 ubiquitin-protein ligase Siah2-like. The record is from RefSeq and is a predicted model, not a curated record. Bases 187 to 579 code for a protein of 130 amino acids. NCBI's taxonomy places the organism in Eukaryota, Metazoa, Arthropoda, Insecta, Hemiptera, Cicadellidae. Gene Ontology annotation, cellular component: cytoplasm. Gene Ontology annotation, biological process: proteasome-mediated ubiquitin-dependent protein catabolic process; multicellular organism development. Gene Ontology annotation, molecular function: ubiquitin conjugating enzyme binding; ubiquitin protein ligase activity. The transcript has 2 exons.